AGAGGUUGUAGCAAGUUCUGCAAGGGUGAAUGUGCAUUCAAAUGUUCUUAUAAAGUAUUUAGGAGUGCAUACCGAGGAAAGCCUGCUAUUCUAAGAGUUCAUAGCUCCCUCUCAUGUCCAGUGGGUGAGUGACAGUAAGAGGCAGGCAGAGGGUGUUUCUCUAUUGCAUCUGGGCCAGGGACAGCUGACUGGUUGGGAUCUAAUUGCUCUCAAGUGAGGUCAGCAGGAGGCAUUUAUCUAAGCAGAGUGCACAGCGACAGUGGAAGAUGCAGAGAGUCAGCCUGCCAGAAUCAGGGAGACAUCCAUGGGAACUGACAGAAGCUCCCAGCUCUUGCUCAGCUUUGCAUUAUUGGACUUGUUUUACAAGUGAGACUUCAGCUUUAGAACUAAAGAGUCUUCAAUUUAAAAGUCUCACUGAAAGGGAACACACCUCUGACUACUGCUGUCAUCACUCAGAGCACAUUGACAUCCUGAGUAACAUUUCCUGAGCUGGAUUAUGACGUUCUCUGUCGGACUAUAGUCAACAGACGAUGGAGCAGUCAUCGCUCACCACUACUGAGGACUAAAGAGAGACACCAUCUCCUAAUCCUGUCACCUGUCUUUGUCACACCACUCUCCAGUUUCAGCCAACCCCAACCAGCUUCACAAAAUCUCCUCCACAAUUGCCCUGUCUGAACAUCCUACUAGGAAUCCCUGCUGCUGGAACAGGGACCCAGAGGUCACAACACAAGGGUCACCAAGUCAGGGGUCAGGGGGUCGCUGGGCUGUGGAAUAGCAUACAGAUCUCUAUCUCACAUUUCAGUAUGUUGUUCAUUGAUCCCCACUGCAUUGUAUUAUAAUGCGCAAAUGGAUGCUGACAUGGAACCUUCAAAAUCUGUUCUCGGGACUGUACCUGCAUGCAAUCUUCCUGUUCGGCAGCGUGUGUGUGGUCUACGGUGACUGCACUCCUGAGCAACUUGCCGCCAUCAUGAACUGCUCCAGACACGAGCGCCACACCAGGAACUACGACUACAUGGAGGGAGGAGAUGUGCGCAUCCGACAGCUGUUCAGCCGCACGCAAUGGUUCCUAACUAUUGAUGACAAUGGCAACAUCAAUGGGACUCAAGAUUCGACCAACUGCCACAGUAUCCUGGAGAUCAGGACAGUGUCUGAAGGCGGCAUACUGGCUAUCAAAGGAGUGAAGAGUCAGUAUUAUAUCUCUAUGAACAAGGCUGGACAGCUGCAAGGCAAGAGGAUCUACAAUGAAAACUGCAACUUCAAGGAGGUUUUCCUAGAAAACUACUUCAAUGCAUACUCCUCUGCAAAGUGGACUAAAAACGGCAAAGAAAUGUUCAUAGCCCUGUCUCAAAAGGGAAGGCCGAUGCGAGGGAAGAAGACCCGGAGGGAGCACGUAGCAUCUCACUUCAUCCCUAUAAAGUGUAGGGAGGACGGGAGGAGGGUGGACUGACCGAGCAGAGGACUAAUGAGUCGCAAGCUGUGUAUGAUAUCAAUCACAUAUCAUAUAUGUUAACAGACACAUAUAAGAUCAUUACCAACAUCACUCUCCACUCUCCCAACUAGAUUGUUUAUGUUAUGUUCAAUAAUAUGUUGUAAUUUCCAUUCGAUAAAGCAACAGAUAUUAGAUGGGCACAUUAAACUAUCAAAUAAGAUGUUGAAACAAGAAAAUACUGACAUAUUUGACAUUACUUUGACUGGUAUACAAACUGUAAAACCACUGUAGUCUAUUCAAUAUUAUUGUUAUUUUGAAUUAAAUAUUAUGUUUCCUUAUAAAACAGUUAAGUGUUUUCUUAUAAAACAGUAAAAUGUAUUAUGCACAGUUGGGGCUGUAUCCUUUUCCAAAGAUGACCUACACCCGGCCAGAUGUGGAGACCUGUGUGCUCAACAGAAAGGUCCAGAAUAGAGAUUUGGCUUGGCCAUGAUGUGCUGAAGCAAGCUGGACUUGUCUUUUUUAAUGGUACAAGUGCUCAGAGCACACAAAACAGAGACACGAUAAAUAACAAUAGCCUGUUCAGUAAAAUGAGAGUACGUAGGAAGAUCUGUUUGUGAAUGAUCCGUCUCGAUUUGUCUGUCCGUCUGCAUUGAAAUCUCUGAUCAAAUGCAUUGUAGCUGUUCACUGAUUCCCUGUUCAUUAUCAUGGUGUGAUUUUGAAAUGCUAAAAUAUUCUGCUGCUGCUGAAAAGAUCUCCAGAUUAAAAUACGAAGUGAACAACAUAAAAGACGUGUAUGCAAUGCAAUCUCUUUUUAUCUGAAGGAAACAAUCCUGAUAUUAUCCUGAAAUACUUACUCAUAAGGAGAAUUUUUAUUUGUUUUUGUUAUCAGUAUGACUAAGACAAACAUGUACCCGGAUGUCCUUUUUUUUACUUUUAUCUUUACUUUCAUCAAAUUGUCAUUUCAACCUGAAAGGCCACUGUCUUCAUACAAUAUCACUAGAAUAUCCAAAUAGUGCCAUCUGAAUUCAAGCUUUUCUCUUUAACUGUACAAAGACGAGCUUAAAUGUUAUGUUUCAUCAUAAAACACGCUUCCUUCAAACUCGAUAUAAAUGAAAUAAAACU
This is a messenger RNA of Acanthopagrus latus (yellowfin seabream), 2551 nucleotides long. It is a transcript of the gene fgf7, whose product is annotated as fibroblast growth factor 7. Lineage: Eukaryota; Metazoa; Chordata; Actinopteri; Spariformes; Sparidae. The record is from RefSeq and is a predicted model, not a curated record. Gene Ontology annotation, molecular function: growth factor activity; type 2 fibroblast growth factor receptor binding. Gene Ontology annotation, cellular component: cytoplasm. The transcript is spliced from 4 exons. Gene Ontology annotation, biological process: positive regulation of peptidyl-tyrosine phosphorylation; positive regulation of gene expression; positive regulation of epithelial cell proliferation. Bases 839 to 1447 code for a protein of 202 amino acids.